CAGAAAGUGAAAGUGAAACUGGAUCAGGGCGUGAGGAGGAGAUGCUUUGACUCAAGCCUGCAGUCCAGACCCGGUUACGGACGACAGCUGGUCUCUGAGGGAGCAGAUUCUGGAUCAUCCGGCCCCUGUUAGUGAAGUCUGGGCUAAAGUAAAUCCUGGUCCUGAUGAUGUCUCAGCAGAGCAGCAGAGGAGGCGCUGAGGAGAACCCAGACAGAGAGAGGUGGAGAUUUCCGAAAGUAAUGAAUCCUGCAAAGAUCUGGAAGAACCGCAGACAGCAGAAGAACACUGACGAUGCAGAGGAUGAGUUGGGCUGUAAGGAGGCUCUGCAGCAGGAGGAGAAGGAGGAGCAGCUGGAGGAGAUCAGCAGGAGGCUGAUCAACAGGGAGGAGCAGCUGUUCAGUCAGGACUCCUCCAGUGAGGAGGAGGAGGACCAGCUGCAGAGAGACUUCGAGGCUCUGAGACUGCAGAUAUGGAUGGCCAUCCAAAACACCUUCACGUCCUCUUCCUCCUGCUCCUCCUCUUCUUCGGUGGAGCUGGAGGUCCUGAGGAGUGCUGUGGCCUCCAUCCAGCAGCAGGAGGUGCAGGAUCGGCGCUGGACAGGCUGCCUGGAGGGCCGAGUCCCAGUGUGGCGUCCUCUGAAGUGUCUCAGCACUCACAACACUCUGCUGCAGAACCUGGUGGAGCCCAGACUGAUGAAGAUGGCGGAGGAGGACUCGAGUGGCACCGACGGACUGAACUCACCUCUGAAGAGGGAGGUUUGUCUGAUGGGAAAGCGCCUGAAGGAGGACCUGCUGACGGUGGUGAGGACGGUGAAGGACUGUUACCCGCCACAGAUGGACAUCCUGAACAUGUACGCUGGACUCUACCAUCAGAGAUUCUCUGCUCGGCUGACUGAACUGGCUGCUUCUGGACCGGAACCGGACGACUGCAGCUACCUGCUACUCUGGAUCAACCACUGCUACCCACGUGAAAUAUUAAAACAUGAAGAACUGGAAGGAAAGAUAAAGACGGCCUGCCUGGGUUCUCUGCUGCUGCCGGAAGAUCUGAACCGCCUGGAGGACCAGUACCUGACCCACAAAGAGGACAAAGUGAAGCUGUGGCUGAAAACUGCUCUGAAGAAAGAAGAAGGGAGCUGGCUGAGCGGCAGCACACCUGAACUGCUCGACCAAUACCGCUUCAGUCCUCUGGCGGUGGAUGUCAUCCAGGUGAUAGACGGAUCCCUGACUGAGUUCAGCUGUGUGAUCCGAGACCAGACUAAAGCUCAGAGGAUCACAGAUCACCUGGAGGGCUUCCUUACCAGCUAUAAGAAGCGUGUGGAGGAGUUUAUGAAGGGAAACCACAGUAACGUCCUCCCAGUGAUCAAGGCUCACCUGGUCUGCGAGGAGCAGCUCAGGGAUUACAUCACAGGUCAAACAGGAAGUCUGUCAGAGCAGCAGACAAGUCGUUGUCUGGACGCGUUGUCUGCCCUGAAGGAUUGUGGGUACAGGUGUUUCACCUGUCCCUUUCAUGUCCAGCUGAAGGUAUGUCUCAGUCCGCUGUGGACGUCUCCCUGGUUGGACGGGACACUUCCUGUCGUCGACUCUCUGCUGGACUCUCUGUACCAACAACUGACCGACCUGGCCGACCUGAAACCCGCCUGCAGACAGGCCCUGCUGUGUGUCCUCCAUCAGGAUGUGGUUCUUCAGUAUGUGAAGAGGAUGAUGAAGACCAAGAUGAAGAGCAGAGAGCAGCAGGUGGACGGGGCUCAGCGGAUGAUUGAAGACGCCCAAAAGAUCAACGACUUCUUCAAGGAGGAGGGCUGCAGCGGGUCUCUGUGGCUCGGGGAGCUGCUCUGCAGCCUGGCUGAGAUCCUCCGUUUGCAGGAUCCUGCAAGCGUUCAGCUGGAGAUGGUCAGCGUGGCCAGAACCUUCACGGACCUCAGUGGCGCUCACGUGACGGCGCUGCUCUCGCUGAAAACCGGCCUAUCAGCUGCUGACAUUCGCUCCAUCAGGCGGAGCGUGGAGGAGAACCGCCUCCUCGAUGUCUCCACCAAUCAGAGCCCCCUCUUCUUCUCCAAGGUCAAAGUCCCAUGGAUCAACAAUAAGAUCAGUCAGAUGGGGCUGAAGGCCUGAAUUGUUUCAGUAUGUAGUAGGUACUGUAUAUGAAUAUUUAUGUAGUAUGUUUAUAUAUAGUUAGCACGUUAGCAUGUUAGCAUGUUAAUGGUCAGUAAACAGGAGUUUUUUUGUCACGAGUCCUGAGUGCAGAUACGGGGAAACAGGGACCGAGAUGCAGAACACCAGACCAGUUCAGAUUUCUUAGUUUGUUUGUCCAACACGUUCUCAUAACUGACGCUUUCGGACAGCGUGACAAAGCGUAACGAUUUUAUGAAACGCCCCCGUUUCCUAUGUUGCAGCAACACAAGGGAGGCUAACCCUACCUGUGAGUACAUCGCCCGUGAGGCCCCAGAGUGUCUCAUAGAGACGCUUCCAGAAGCGUCUCAUGGAGAUGCACCUGCUGCGUCUCACACGCAUCUCACACCUACGCUUUGUCACACCUUCUCAAAUCGUCGCCCUGAGAUGAGAACGGCCUCGUUUAUCAGGAACACAAACGGUACGAGCUCACGAGAGGCGGCAGGAAAUGUCCCGAACAAAAGAAAAUCCCUCCCCUGUCUGUACCGGUCACAGUGUGUUCCAGAGCUGCUGCUUUAUCUCUCUACUAAAAACAUUUUAUUUUGAAAGUCGUUGCCAGUGGUUACAGGCAGGCGGCCAUGUUGAAGGACAGACAGCUAAACAAAGAUUUAUCAGAAGGCUUAAAACAGAAAGUUGUAGAGACAGCCUCUGCAGCUCAGAGGAGACCUGGACUGGUGUUCCUCAGGGUUCCGUCCUGGAUCCCAUGUGGUUCCUUUUCUAACUGAUAGAAAACACGGUACUCAUUUUGUUGUUAUAUGUAGUAGCUGUGUGACCAAUGUCUUUAUUUAUUAUUAUUACCGAAUAGUGAUUGUUUACCACCUUAAUAAAGCUUGACUUAAACAAA
Messenger RNA from Micropterus salmoides (largemouth bass), 3012 nucleotides. It is a transcript of the gene tnfaip2a, whose product is annotated as tumor necrosis factor, alpha-induced protein 2a. The record is from RefSeq and is a predicted model, not a curated record. The coding region runs from base 165 to 2111 and encodes 648 amino acids. Gene Ontology annotation, biological process: exocytosis; exocyst localization. NCBI's taxonomy places the organism in Eukaryota, Metazoa, Chordata, Actinopteri, Centrarchiformes, Centrarchidae. Gene Ontology annotation, cellular component: exocyst. Gene Ontology annotation, molecular function: SNARE binding. The transcript has 13 exons.